UGAGUGAAAAUAUUUUAAACAAAUUGAUCUAAAUCAGCUAUUGUAAUUCAAAGCAACCGAAAAAAACAAGCUUGAUUGUUAUUCAAUACAGCUCAUUCACGCGCGAAAAAAAAACAAAUAACCAACAAAAAACAAUGACUGACACUGGAAACGGAGACAACGCCACUACUCAAAAGUCAAACGAUUACGUCACUUUGAAGGUGUUGAAGGACGGCGCGGGCGAGGUGCACUUCCGGGUGAAAAUGACGACCAAAAUGUCAAAGCUCAAGUCCAACUUCUGUGACCGUCAAGGACUCAACAUGGCAAGUGUGAGAUUUACGUUUGAAGGUCAACGAAUUGAAGAUGACAUGACCCCAGCCGACCUUGACCUCCAAGAUGAUGACUUGAUUGAAGUUUUCAGCGAACAGACGGGAGGCUUCUUCAAAUUGUGAAAAAUGAAACGAUCGAUCUUACCAGCUCUUCACGCAAUACAUGUCAUACCAACUGACUAUUUGACAUAACUUUGGAUAAGCACGUUUUCGCUAUAAUCAUGGAACUGAUGAAUGAUUGGCAUCAAUAAUGUUACAACAGUAGUUAUGCGUAUACGAUGAUUUCUCUCUAGAUUCAUGUUUUGUCCUAAAUUAACAAAAGGAUGCUCUUUUUAAAUUUGUCUAGUCUUAAAGUUAAACGUUAAGUCGAAUUAAAUACCUUCGAAUGUUAGUAAGUUCAUGUUUGGUUAAUCUUGUUUAAUUCGACUAUACCUGCCAUACGAAAAUAGCUAGCUGUUCCGAUUGUGUUUAUGUUAAUUGACCUGACGUCGUCAUUUGUUGCAGUUUACUGUUAAUCUAACUUGAUGGAAUUUUAAGUUUGGUUUUUC
Symsagittifera roscoffensis is the source of this 856-nucleotide messenger RNA. RefSeq names its product small ubiquitin-related modifier 1-like. Lineage: Eukaryota; Metazoa; Xenacoelomorpha; Acoela; Convolutidae. The record is from RefSeq and is a predicted model, not a curated record. Gene Ontology annotation, biological process: protein sumoylation. Gene Ontology annotation, cellular component: PML body; nucleus. The coding region runs from base 135 to 431 and encodes 98 amino acids. Gene Ontology annotation, molecular function: protein tag activity; ubiquitin-like protein ligase binding. The transcript has a single exon.